UCCUUUCCUCUUCUUUUACACCCACCCCUUCAACCCUUUUCCUCCACUCACCAACAACUACUCCUUCCACCACCCACCCCCGUCGGUUCACUGUCCGCGCUGCACGUGGCAAAUUCGAGCGUAAAAAACCCCACGUCAACAUUGGUACAAUUGGCCACGUUGACCAUGGAAAGACCACACUCACAGCUGCUUUGACCAUGGCGCUUGCCUCUAUGGGCAACUCCGCCCCCAAGAAAUAUGACGAAAUUGAUGCUGCCCCUGAAGAAAGGGCGCGUGGUAUUACUAUCAACACUGCCACUGUGGAAUAUGAAACGGAAAACAGACAUUAUGCCCACGUGGACUGCCCGGGGCAUGCUGAUUAUGUCAAGAACAUGAUUACUGGUGCUGCCCAAAUGGAUGGGGCAAUUCUUGUUGUGUCAGGUGCUGAUGGCCCAAUGCCACAGACUAAAGAGCAUAUUUUGUUAGCUAAGCAAGUUGGGGUCCCUAAUAUGGUUGUUUUCUUGAACAAACAAGACCAAGUUGAUGAUGAGGAGUUACUUGAGCUUGUUGAGUUGGAGGUAAGAGAAUUAUUGUCAAGUUAUGAGUUCCCUGGUGAUGAAAUUCCUAUUAUUUCUGGUUCUGCACUUUUAGCUUUAGAGGCUUUGAUGGCUAAUCCUAGUAUUAAAAGGGGUGAAAAUCAAUGGGUUGAUAAGAUUUAUCAAUUGAUGGAUAAUGUUGAUGAAUAUAUCCCUAUCCCACAAAGACAAACUGAAUUGCCUUUCUUGAUGGCUAUUGAGGAUGUUUUCUCGAUCACCGGUAGAGGUACUGUGGCGACGGGGAGAGUAGAGAGAGGGACUGUUAAGGUUGGGGAAAUUGUUGAUAUAGUUGGAUUGAAGGAUACUAGGAAUACUACAGUGACAGGGGUUGAGAUGUUUCAGAAGAUUUUGGAUGAAGCGAUGGCGGGAGAUAAUGUGGGAUUGUUGUUGAGAGGUAUUCAGAAGAUUGAUAUUCAGAGAGGGAUGGUGUUGGCGAAGCCCGGAACAAUUACUCCGCACACAAAGUUUGAAGCUUUGGUGUAUGUGUUGAAGAAGGAAGAGGGAGGAAGGCAUUCCCCGUUCUUUGCGGGUUAUAGGCCUCAAUUUUACAUGAGGACAACUGAUGUGACUGGAAAGGUUACUGUGAUUAUGAGUGACAAAGGAGAGGAAUCUAAGAUGGUCAUGCCUGGCGAUCGUGUAAACAUGGUGGUUGAGCUUAUCAUGCCGGUUGCAUGUGAGCAAGGGAUGAGGUUUGCUAUCAGGGAAGGAGGAAAGACUGUUGGAGCUGGUGUUAUUCAGAAAAUCUUAGAAUGAUGAACUUGCAGCUGAGCAUCUCUUUUCACAUGAUCGGCACUUUCCAUUGAAGUUACUUAAUCCAUUGUCAUAUAUGCAACUUCUUGGUUACUUUUAUUAUGUCUUAGAAUCUUACUUUAGUAGAAGUAUCCUGUUUUAAACACCAAAUUCUACUGAACUUUUGGGAUUUUUCCUCAGUCUCCUCUUUCAUUUUUCCUUUGCUUGAAAGGAAUGAGAACAUUUGAUUUCA
Messenger RNA from Nicotiana tabacum (common tobacco), 1557 nucleotides. Its product is annotated as elongation factor TuB, chloroplastic. The record is from RefSeq and is a predicted model, not a curated record. Gene Ontology annotation, biological process: mitochondrial translational elongation. Gene Ontology annotation, molecular function: GTP binding; GTPase activity; translation elongation factor activity. Gene Ontology annotation, cellular component: mitochondrion. Lineage: Eukaryota; Viridiplantae; Streptophyta; Magnoliopsida; Solanales; Solanaceae.